CUCAAAUGGCGGAGCAGAAAGACUUGAGAAGAAAUUUCAAAAACUAAAAUGACUUCUCAAAGCAUGAAACGGCCGUCGUCUGCUCGAAGGCACAUUAAUCUUGAAACAUUUAAUCAGUUUGUGAGUGGAGCACGUCUGGCCAAGAUUCAAUCAUUAUUAAAGGGGAAUAAUCCAGAUUCUAACAGUCCUGAAUCUAUUGUUUGUAUAACAGGUAUUGAUAGUCGUUACAAUGAAGGAAGUCAACAACUUGUUAAUUAUCUCCUCUUUGGUUUCUUCUCAACACGCAAACAAGAACUGGAAAGAUCUGGAUUCCCUGAAGAAGCUAUUGAUGAUCUUAUUAUGGUUAUAAACAGUAACAGUAUAGAUAUAUAUUGUAAUGUAAUUAACUACCACUAUCUAUUACCGUAUACCUGUCACUGGUUGAAUGUCCGAUACCACUGUCUUACUGAUCAGCAGGCUGAAGUAGAAGAAGCAGAAGAAGAAUUUAAAAUGUUUUCGUUUGUUACCAUGGUAAAAAAUAAAAACACUAUAGCUGUACCAUAUUUUCCUACAGGACAUGUUGGCAAGUUUGACAAGAUGGUUUUAGAGAAAUGGCCAUUAAUUCAGGCUUUUGCUCUGGAUGAGAUAGGAGGUGGUGGUUUCUUCACCAUGAAACAUGAGGUAGAAGAUAUUAGCAGUAAGGUCCAUGAAUUCUAUAGUCAUAUAGAUACUGUAUCACUGGAAACCAUUCUUACUCAGAAUUUACCACUACUAACAAGACAAUGGGACAAUAUGGAGACCAGGGUCAGUCUAGAAAUUUCUAGUCAAGUAGACAAACUAACAGAAAAUAUUGCAGCAGAGGCUUUAAUGAGUUAUUAUAAACAUGGUCAUAUGAUUGACUCACAGUCUCCAGAUUCUAGAUAUAAGUAUCCAUUUGUAUUAUUUGGUUGUCAUAGUAAUGAAUCUGAAAUAAAGAAAUGUAGAAAUGGUUUAACUGAAAACAACAAGAGUCUACUGACUUCUGGGAUCAACAAUGGCUCUCCUAAACUCAUGGUAUGUCAAGCAGUGUCUCCUAACAGUCCUGUAGUUUGUUCUAGAACCUACUUCUUUACAUCAAUACUGAAUCCUUUCUCUGUCUUCCCUAGAGGAUUGCCUACUGGGCUAAUUUACUGUCAUUCAAUGUUAUUUCUGAACAUCAGGAACAUCAGCAAGAUUAAACUAUUAUGGAAGCAAUGUGGGGUCACAUGCAACUCUUCAUUUAAUUCUACAGAAUGUUUUUAG
Lottia gigantea (owl limpet) is the source of this 1260-nucleotide messenger RNA. RefSeq lists its product as hypothetical. The record is from RefSeq and is a predicted model, not a curated record. NCBI's taxonomy places the organism in Eukaryota, Metazoa, Mollusca, Gastropoda, Lottiidae. The transcript has 15 exons. The coding region runs from base 49 to 1260 and encodes 403 amino acids.